This is a messenger RNA of Paraglomus brasilianum, 591 nucleotides long. Lineage: Eukaryota; Fungi; Glomeromycota; Glomeromycetes; Paraglomerales; Paraglomeraceae. The record is from the annotation of a GenBank genome assembly.
AUGUCAUGGCCAGUAUCAAAUACUUUGAUGAUUGAACCAACCGAGUCCGAAUCAAAGGCCGAAUUAGAUAGAUUUUGCAAUGCAAUGAUUUCUAUACGUAAAGAAAUCCAAGAAAUUGAAGAAGGCAAACAACCAAAAGUCAACAAUAUUUUGAAAAAUGCACCGCAUACAAUUCAUACACUGGUCAGUACAGAAUGGGACAAGACAUAUUCACGCGAGCAAGCCGCGUAUCCAAUGGUGGAAUUACAAAGGCGCAAGUUUUGGCCGUCAGAAUCUCGUUUGCUCUUGUCCACCGAUCGAAGACUAUGUGGAAUGAUUGAACAAGAAAUGCUUAAUAUACCACUACUUGUAUUACAAGUAUUAUCAGUUCUCAUUGUUACCGAGUUUAUCAAUUUGGUCGAAGAGCAAGGAACCUUUGUUGAUUCCAUGGGGAAUAUACAUAAAUUGGAUGAGGAGUUUCUUUUGUUGUCUUCUGGUAUACUCAUUUCGUUACCUGUUCCACGCGGAGCUGUUAAUAACUAUGGGAAGAGUGGUGAUCGGAUGUCAAAUGUUGCAUAUCCAUACUAUAAUCUUUGGGCAGUCCACUCUUAA